This is a messenger RNA of Thrips palmi, 4352 nucleotides long. RefSeq lists its product as uncharacterized. The record is from RefSeq and is a predicted model, not a curated record. Gene Ontology annotation, molecular function: protein binding. Lineage: Eukaryota; Metazoa; Arthropoda; Insecta; Thysanoptera; Thripidae.
UCUCCUCCGUUUGGGCUGUAGGUGUUCGGGUUCUCAAGUGAUCAACAGAGAAUGCUGUCACUCCUGCCCUGGAAUCCUUCAUGCAACCUUUCGCAAUGAAACUUCAGAUUAACCUUAUUGUGUCGUGAAAUUUGACGUGAGGAAUGCAGCCAAUUUUGGGGGUUGCCGACGUUCAAAUUAGAGGAUGAUUGCAGCCUUAUUUGUUAUUCGUCAUAUCUACUGCAUUAUUGAAGCCAUGACGGAUACCUCCUGUUCUGACUCGGAUGUUUCCAAGAAUGGAAAAGAUGGCCUUGCUGCUGGGUCCAGAGCCUUCCUCAACAAUUCACCUUCUGAGGCUGUGGAAAAUUUUAAAGCUGUCCUGGAAAAGACAAGCUGCAAAUCCAAUCAGAAAAUUCCUGUUUCUCAAUUAGUUCUAAGAUAUGCAUUGUGUCUUGCAUUGAUUAAGUGCAAUGACUAUAACCAUAUUGCUGAGGCGGUCACUAUUUUGUUGGAGCUGAUUGAUUCUGGUUAUGCCAAUAAACUUCCAUCACUCUAUCUGGCUUUAGGGAAGGCUUACUUUGCUUUGAACAGGUUUAAGAGUGCUUUGGAUUUUAUUGAUAAAGGUCUGAAAGCUAUUCAAACAACUUCUAAAAUUAAACAGCAUAUGUGGCCUGGGCUACAACAAACUAUUGAUGAUAAUAAAGAGAAUUUACACAAGGAAUUGAUUAAACUUCAGAAGGGUUGUAAACAGUCUCAUAUUCCAACAGCUCUAUGCCAUUUUGAAAAAUGUAUUGAGAAUAGUGCCCAUUUAAUUCCAAGUCAAGAAAUAUACUUAACAGACCCGGAUUUUAAGCCAUUUUUAUACAUACAAUGUAAUUCAAAUUGUAAAUAUGCUUAUCAUGAUUCAUGCUGGAAACAUCUAACGCGCAUUGACCUUAAUUUGGAUGAUCCCAAGGAUUUACUUGGAACAUCAUGUUCAGCAUGCUCCUCUAAAAUUAAGAACGACUCUGUUAUUGUUGAAGUUAAUUUAAUUGGCUCAGAAUUUGGAUUUGAUAAACCUUUAUCAACAUGGCUACUGGAUGAAGAUAAGUGUCCCAAUAUGAAAUCGAGAAAUCAAGUCAAAUCAAAUACCUCCUCACCAUUUAAAGGCAAUAGCAAACCUGUUUCAUCCAACGGAUCUCUUACUAAGGACACACAUCCUACAUCCCAAGCAUCUAUGUCGGAACAGUUACUUAUUAGUGAGGCGUCUACGUUGCAGGCAAAAGUUUCACCUACGGAGGAUGAGAACUCAUCUGAACACAGCUCAAUACACUCCUCUCAAGAUGAUGUCAGAUCUGAAUUACAGGAUAGCACGAAACUUGCUCAUCUGCUCGAUAUACUUCACCAGUGUCGUAAAUUAGAUUUUGGAUACCUGCCUUCUGAAAAUAUGAAUCCAGAAUUACAGUGUUUUGGUCAUCCCUACGUUGAUUCUUCGAAUUUUGUGGAACCUAAUGAGAUAGAUGAAUCGGAUAAAGAUCAAGCUGAUUUUGUGUUUUCGUACUAUUAUUCUGUGUUUGAAAGAAAUGGACUUCAUAGGCUGGAGGACAUUCAAGAAAAGUGGAGAACUACCAUUACUGAAGACAUAGGACUGCCGGAAAAGUUUACUAACAAGUAUUCAAGCGUUUCUGAAUUUCUUCUGAAGUCUGAGAAAUUUGCUGCCAUAGAUGAGUUCAUUGGAACAUCCGAUCUGCUUCCUGAUAUGUUUUCAAAAGCUCAAGUUGAAAUAGCGGAAAGUGUUUCUUUCCUAUUGUUUUCUCAAGAUUCAAAUACAAAUAAUAUAGACGAACUUAAUAGUGCUGAUACUUUUAAUGACGCUUGGAAAAUCAAAAUGAAUAAUAAUAAUAAUGCUCAUACCCAUCAUAAUCUUCAGUCAUCAGCAUCUGCAGAUGAUUCUGGUUCAGAUCACUCUGAUGAUUGUGAGAGAUCUGAUCAUGUAGCACUUAGUAAUGAUACCAAUGAUAAUCCUAUAUGCACGAGCUCUGCAACUUUUAAUUCUAACAAAUCUAUAGUAGCUCCAGAAGUCAAUGGAAUGCCUACAUCUACUUCAGGCUGCAAUGCCUCAUCCAUGGCUGAUGUGUACAUGAGUGAUGAGGAUGAGGAAAUUGACUCCAGCCUUGUGAUAGAUGGUGUAGUAAAAGAUGUGCCUCCUGAAUGGAGUGGAGCCCAAUCGAAACCAGAUGUAUUAGAUAAGCAAUCACAGACUGAUCAUAUAGUAGAUGUGGAGAAAGAAAAUUUAGCAAAGUCAAAAGACUCACUUCUCAAAGAAGUUUCUGAGCUCAGAUAUGAGAAGGGGGAACUGCAUCAAAGAAUUGAGUCCCUUCAGUUUCAAAUGGAAACUAAUCGUGCUACCAUGGAGUCACUUUAUGAGUCAACUUUGAAGCAGACACAAGAGAAGCAUGAUGAGAAACUCCUUGAAAAGUCUUUAGAGCUGAAGGAGAUUCGAGACAAGCAUUGUGCUCUGGAGCAGACUAUUGUAGAACUUGAGCGUAAAAAUGAGGCAAAGGAGAAUGAGGUUGCCAAAUUAACCUUAUCCCUGCAGAAGAUUCAAAGAAACCAUGCGAAAGAAAUGAACAAUUUUGAGCAGAGGUUGCAGGAGGGCAUGAAACACAAACUUGCUGAAUCCAUCAAACAAUCUAAGCAUUACAUCCAGUUAUGGAAAGAUUUCUGCGAUUUCAAAAUUAACAAAUAUAAUCAAACCUGUAAUGACAGGAUAAAUGUACUCUCACAGCUGAGAGAUAUGGUAUCUGACUCAGUACACCCAACCAAAUCUGAUUUAAGUACAAUGAUUGAAAAGUAUGAAGACAGCAUGAUUGCUGUGACUCAAAAAAACGCUGAAGUCAAUGACAUUUUUAACAAACAGAUGGAUAGGAUGAAAAGUGGUUUGGAGGUCCAGUUACCUGCAGUUGUAGAUGUCCCCGAUUUGAUGAACAUGCCCUACCCUCCUGAAGGAGUGUUUGAUCAAUUACGUACUGUUAUUAAGCCAAAGCAAGAAGAUUUCUCUGUUCCUCAGAACCAUUUCCUGGGUGGUUCACGAUUUUUUCCUCCUCGUACUUUUAAUGGUCUGCAGUCUAGAGAAAAUGAGGGAUUUGGAUCAGGUUCUAGUUCUUCUCUAUUUGGCCAGGGUCAUAAUGAAACACACCAUCUAUGGAAUACUCCCUCUAUCUCUUUUGAUGUUAACAACACAGGAAACUCACAAUACCAUCAGGGAUUUGGAUCUUCCAAUCCAAUUAUGCAGCAACCUUCUUUGAAUUUAAUGCCUAACCUGAUGUAUCAGUCUUCCACACAAAAUCCGAUGCUUGCCCAGCGCACUACUCCUAGUCCUUCCCUUUCCCUCUCUUCUGUGAAUGGAUCGGCUUUCACCUCGAAUGCUUCCACUCCCGGUUUGUCCACUCCACUUGGUUCUCUUGCUGCUCCUGGUUCUAAAAUUCCACCUUUGGGACCCCCCAGUCAGAAGCAUCUUGGAAACCCAACACCAGUGAUCAGCCAGCCUGUGAAGACAACAGCAAGUCCAGUGCCUUCCAGUGCACCUGCUCCUGUUUCUCCCCCUCAAGGAGCUAUUCCAAAACCUCGAGUUCAGACUGCAACUGCAUCCAUGACGCCCAUCGUUCCCUCCAAACCUAAACCCGUUCUGAAGGGAGUCAGGGGACAUGAGUCAAAUUAUGAAAAAUUAAUGAGAAAUUUACAAAAAAUGUUCCCUACUAGAACCGACAUGGAGCUCACUCAAGCCUUAAAACUUGCCCGAGAGCGUAACAAUAACAGCUUGUCGUCUCUUUCUCAUUCUGAGAUUGUGUCCAGAGUUGAAGAAAUUCUCAACACAUUCCGAAAGCAGACAUCAAUGAGCUGGGAGAAAUUUGGACAAGCAGCAUGGGGUACAGCCAAAACGCCUGUUAUUGAGUGGGAAGGACAGGAACAAGAUGAGUGUUGUAUUUGCAUGGCUCCAAUGCAGGCAAGGGAAGUUUAUACUUUGGAAUGCAAGCAUGCAUUUCAUAAAGACUGCAUCAAGAAAUGGCUUGAGCAGGAAAGUGUGUGUCCAAAUUGCAGAACACAUUCAACUAUGGUUGAUGAGUUCCCCCCAUUGGGUUGAUUUGUUUCCCUCUUAAGGUAUAGAUUUUUGUUCUUUCUUUUUUAAAAAUUACAUUUUUUUUGUUUUGCCUCCCCAACCAAUGUGAACUUUUUUACUAAGUGUCUCCAUACCAGAACCAUAUUAUUGUUUAUUUUCUGUGACAUGGUAUGGAUGUUAUCCAUGCAGUUUUAUCUUGUGACUGCAUUUUUUAAAAAAAGUAGCUUGAUUUUCUCUUUAAUGGUAAAUAAAUCAUUGCCAGUUCAUGAUUUUA